Molecule: messenger RNA, 1383 nt
Organism: Ictalurus punctatus (channel catfish)
Lineage: Eukaryota; Metazoa; Chordata; Actinopteri; Siluriformes; Ictaluridae
Gene: arl4aa
Product: ADP-ribosylation factor-like 4aa
Biological process (GO): intracellular protein transport; vesicle-mediated transport
Cellular component (GO): cytoplasm
Molecular function (GO): GTP binding; GTPase activity
Source: RefSeq, marked provisional
UGCGCUGUGGAGUUUGUCGGAGAGGUUCUGAUUAAAUAAAAAAGGGCCAAUAAAAGUUUGAUAAACAGUAAAGUUCGCGUGAAUCUUUGGGGAGGAAAACCAGAAGUUCAGUUAUGGAUCUUUAUUAUUGCCUUCUCUGAAUCUGACUCCGCACCAGAUCAAAAUGGGAAACGGGAUAUCCGAUCAAUCCAGUAUAUUCUCUAAUCUUCCUUUCCGGAAGUCUCUGCACAUUACAAUUUUGGGUCUGGACUCUGCAGGCAAGACCACUGUCCUGUACAGACUUCAGUUUAAUGAGUUUGUGAACACUGUGCCUACUAAAGGAUUUAAUACAGAGAAGGUCAAAGUGGCCCUCGGCCGCUCUGGAACGGUGACCUUUCACUUUUGGGAUGUUGGCGGUCAGGAGAAGCUGCGUCCGCUCUGGAAGUCCUACACUCGCUGCACCGAUGGCAUCGUGUUUGUAGUUGACUCAGUGGAUGCUGAGCGGAUGGAUGAGGCUAAAACUGAACUUCACAAGCUUGCACACUCGUUGGAGAGUCAAGGUGUCCCUGUGCUUAUUGUAGCAAAUAAGCAGGACCUAAGGAACUCUUUGACCCUGGCAGAAAUCGAGAAGAUGCUGGCGCUGGGUGAACUUGGUGCCUCUACGCCAUGGCACUUGCAGCCUUCGUGUGCUAUAAUCGGCGAUGGUUUACUAGAAGGACUUGAAAGACUCCAUGACAUGAUCCUUAAACAAAGGAGGAGGCUAAAUCAGCAGAAAAAGAAGUGAUUGGAGAUGUUCAGAAAGCAAUAGAAAUGGGUUUAUAUGGUUUAUAUGGAUCUCAUUUGGUCAUGAUAUUUGACCAUGGUAUUUUAAGCUGACUGAGUUUUAUUAGUUUUAUAGUCUGAUGGUUUGUUAGUUAAAGCUGUAAACAGAUCUCUAUUAGAUUAUGAGUGGAGAAUGGAAGAGACAGUUUUUAAAAUGCAGUGCAAGUUGAACGUUUAGUACAUGAAGUUUGUUGAAGGAACACAGAUGAAGGAAGUAUGAAGGAGUGUUAGGUGUGUGGUAGACAUGAGAAAUGUGUGUCAUUUUUCAGGUUAAUAUAGGACCGAGAACACUGGACAUUAACUACUUCUAGGAUUAAACAUCAGCAAUCAGUUCAGAUGUGCUGAUUUAAUUGACUGUAUUUCUAUAUUUUAAUGUGGGUCUAUAACACUGCACCUCAUUUAUUUUCAUGUGCGAAUGGGAUUUUGAAAAAAAAAUUUGAGAAGAAACUUUUUCUCUUAACUUUUUUGUAUUGUUUACAAGCACUUUAGAUGUCAUACAUACUUUAUGUAAAUACUUUUAUGUAAGAAUAUUUACUGAGUAUUUUAUUAAUCUAAAUAAAUAUUCCUAUUGUAAAAAUGUCA